CCGGGUCGAUGGGCCCCGCCCCCUCCUCUCGCAGCCCCCGAACCCGCGCGUCGCCCCCCUAUUCUUCGAUCCGUCGACGAAGAUCUUCGACCGGCGCCGCCACCCUCCGUGGUGGUACAUGCAAACGCCAACGCAGGCCCGACUAUUGUCACAGGGCAACAACCUCCGAUUAGCAAUUUUCCUCCUCCCCCUGCUCCGGCUGUUUUGCCCGCGGCAACGGCCCGUUCCUUCGAUCCGUCCAGCGACCCCAAAGAGGACUACAUCCCCAUCGUGCACCAGACAUCUCUCGACGAGACCAGCACUAAAUCGAAGGGGAAGAUGCCUGCUCCCCCUAUCGCAAUCGUAAUCCCGCCCACCCCGAGCGACGACGGCUUCACGCCCGUCACGCCGACGCCGGCGUCGCCUCGGGUGAAAGGAUUCCGACUCAGCCGGGCUCCUCCGCUCCCCCCAUCUCCAAAUGCGCUCGGCAUAUCGGUUCCUGCGGGCAAGAAGUUCGUCCGCGCACAGAGCAUGAAGGCCGAGAUCUGCCACGUGGACGACGACACGACGCCUUUAAGCCCGACCAGCGGUCAGGAUUUGGAGGCGCAGAUGGUGACGAUGACGAGGCCGAAACCGAAAAGGAAGACGCUGUGGGGGGUUAUCGAGGGGUGGUGGGACUUGGGUUUAUUGGAGCGCGGGAAAAGUUUAAGGCGUAAGGGUUAAUGUGUAUGUGAACAUGGUUAUAGUAAUGGAUGAGGUGUAGGCAAUGGAUGGUCGGUCUGGUUGGGGAUGGCUGGAGUUUUUGAUUUCUGAUAUUGAGCAAGAAAACAUUGGUAGAGAUUGGUUUAAUAGGCAGCAUUGGUAAUAUCUAAAUAAGCAUAGAAAACAUGAAUCAAAUUAAUAAACCCAU
This is a messenger RNA of Annulohypoxylon truncatum, 889 nucleotides long. RefSeq lists its product as uncharacterized. The record is from RefSeq and is a predicted model, not a curated record. The coding region runs from base 319 to 702 and encodes 127 amino acids. The transcript has a single exon. Lineage: Eukaryota; Fungi; Ascomycota; Sordariomycetes; Xylariales; Hypoxylaceae.